AUGGAAUUGAAGUUGCAUAGUGAGGAUAUCCCUGCUUGCAUCUUUUUUCAUACAGGUUCAUUAAAAUACCAUGAAGGUUGUUCAUGCUUUUUUUUUUCUUUUUUUAGAAAAAAUGUGGAAGACUUCACUGGUCCCAGAGAAAGAAGUGAUCUAGGCUUUGUUACAUUUGACAUUACUGCCGAUCUGCAAACUAUAUUUGAUUGGAAUGUUAAACAGUUAUUUCUGUAUUUAUCUGCAGAAUAUUCAACGAAAAACAAUGCCCUGAACCAAGUUGUCCUUUGGGAUAAGAUCAUUUUGAGAGGAGAUAAUCCAAAGCUGUUACUAAAAGACAUGAAAUCAAAAUAUUUUUUCUUUGAUGAUGGAAAUGGUCUCAAGGGAAACAGAAAUGUUACUUUGACUCUCUCCUGGAAUGUUGUACCAAAUGCUGGCAUUCUACCUCUCGUGACAGGAUCAGGACAUGUAUCUGUUCCAUUCCCAGAUACUUAUGAAACAGCAAAAAGUUAUUAAGUUAUUAUGCUGAAUCCUAAGCAACAUAUUUUUAUACUUGUAUAUAAUGAAUAAAUUUUAUCAUUUUUUUUCCUCCUAUCCCCUGCAACCAGAGGUACCUGAUUUCUUUGGUCUAAUUGAGCAGGAAAAGAACAGCUGAAAUUUAGCCCUUACAAAAUUAAAUAAAACAUUGAUGCUAAAACUUCAAGGAAAGGUAAACUGCUGGUUUAAUUUUUUUGAGAAACUACCUUUUUUUCUUUUGUUGGCCAUGUGGGUAGAAAAAUAUGUUUCUUAUAAAUAAACAUUUAAAAUCAAAACAGUUUGAUUAUUUUUAAAUGUAUAUGAAAGUUCUUUAUGUAAUCCAUCCAAAGUUCAAUGCACAAAUGUCAGUGUUGUAGUUAAAAAUAUAGUAGUAUUUACAUGUUCAUAGGCAAUGUGACUAUUGUAUUGUGUUUUUCAGCUGCUGCUAAAUAAGCAAGUUUAGAAUGCUGCAUUAAGGUAGAUUGUUUGCUUUCUAGUAGCAUCAAAAGCAUUCUGUGGAAAUUGUGAUUCUUUGAUGGCUCAUAGGUAAUAAUCAGGAGUAUUUUGUUACUAUUCCAGCUCAGAUUUGAUGUUGGUUGGGUGGAAAUCCUUAUUUGAAAGAUUAAUGUAACAUUCAUACAAUUUUACAAGAAUAGGUGUUUAAAAAAACCACAUCUUUUAAGAGUUGUUUACAACACAGAUUCUGGAGAAUUCGUAAGCAGGGUAAAACAGUAAGAGAAUACCUCUAGCAUAUAAUUUUUUGCUUAGUCGUAAAAAGUUUAAGAAAUGCACCAAGAGCGUGAAUUUUUCUCACACUUGCACAAAUAAAUAGUUUUGGGUUAAUUAAAUGAAGAAGAUAAUCUCCAAGCAUUUAGGAUGUGUUGUGCAGUAUACAAAAUAAUCCAAAAUAAAAAAGUACUCAUAGAAUGCAUGAUUUUCUUGUAAAAUAUUUGGAAUUUUUGACUUUCAGUAUUCUAGGCAAGCAAAAUUCAAAUAUAGUAAAACUCUGAGGAUAACUAAAGUUAGACUUUCAUAGGAAUAGAUUAAAAAAGAUUGGAACUACUUAGCUAGGAGACAAAAUACUCAAUGAAAUUAAAAAGCCUACAAAUUAAAAACCUGAUUGAAGGAAAUACUAUCUUGUACAAUUCAUAAUAAGUCUGUGAAGUUUAUUACCCCAAAAGCUGAGCAGAAUUUUAAAAAGAUGCAAUAUUUAUAUACAUAUAAAAUCAAAGUCAGUUUUGUUAGUUAAAAUAAAACCAAAUGGAAUAAUUGAAUUCAGCAAGAAAUACUCAUUUUGGUAGAUUAUUUCAUAAUUGACCUCUGUGAAAUAUGUUGCCUUCUCCUAAAGUAUGUGAGAGCAGCAAUUAUCAAAAACAGAACAGUAGAAUGGACAUUUAGUGAUCCUCUAUGACAGUGGUUCUCAAACUUCAUUGCAUCAUGACCCCCUUUUGGCAACUAAAAUUACUGUGUGAUCUCGGGAAGAGGGAGGGAGAAGAACAACCAACAACUGAGCCUGCCCUAGCCCUGCCACCCCAGCCAAGGGCAGGUUGGGGGAGUGAAGGCCAUGGCUUUAACCCUCAAGUUUUAUCUUCAACCCUGGAUGGUAGGUCUAAGGCAGAGAGGUCCUGGGCCCCAGUAAAUCUAAUAAUAUUCCUUGCAAUCCCAUUAAAACAGGGUUCUGACCCACAGUUUGAGGAACCUCUGCUCCAUGACAAAUCCAUGUUGAUAUAAGUGAUUUGACUCUUUAAAAAAAUUCAGACAGUUUGCACAGGAUUAUCUUUUCAUCCCAACAGCUUGUUCUUUGUGAGGAGGCUGGAUAACAGCUGUCUGCCACCAUGCUGCCAGGGUGUGUAGAAAAUUUUGCUCCAAUACCGUGUGUCCUAGGUCAUCUAUGUGCAGUGGCAGUAGGGUGACCAGAUGCUCUGAUUAUUUUAGAGACAAUUCUGAUAUUCAGGCAUUGUCUUAUAUUGGCAUCUAUUACCUCCCCAUCCCCAGUCCUGAUCUUUCACAGUUGCUAUUUGAUUACCCUAAUGGCAGCUUACUGUAUGUGUUUCUUUCUGGCCUUUUUCUGUUGUGCAUCUCCUUCCUUUAUGAGAAGGGUAGAAAGUGGAUUAUACCUCAAUGCAUACAAUUAAUAGCAUUUAAGAGGGGCAUGGAUUAUGUGGUUUAAAAAAAAAAAAAAGUCUGCGUAAGAAUGUACAUAGGCCAAGAUUUUUAUAAGUGCCUUGAUUUUUUUGGAUGCAUCUAUGUUUGUGUGUUCAACUUGUGGCUCUUUAAAGAGUGCUGAUUUUUCAGAGGGUAAGUAAGUGCUCAGCACUUUCCAUUUCCAAACUUUCCAGGCAUCUCAGGUUGGGUGCUUGAAAAUUCAUGCUCUUGAAAAGCUUGACCAUCCAACUGAAGCAGCUGCACUCAACUAUAAAAUGUAUCUUUGUAUUCAUGUUUCUUUGGAGGGACUGUUAGUGAGGUUCUGCCAACUUGAUUUCUCUGCGCUUAAAUGUGUUUACUCUUGCCUGCUUUGCUGCAGAGAGAAAAACACCACCGUUUGUUUGGAGUACCAAAAUAGAAUUUUGUACUGUGGGCAUUUUGAAAAAUGCGUUUUAAUAAACCGUUUUAAACAGUA
This is a messenger RNA of Pelodiscus sinensis (Chinese soft-shelled turtle), 3127 nucleotides long. NCBI's taxonomy places the organism in Eukaryota, Metazoa, Chordata, Testudines, Trionychidae. The record is from RefSeq and is a predicted model, not a curated record.